AGAGAGGGUUGAUGGACGUGGCCAGCGACCAGUGCGAGCCCGGAGUAGGCUGAGCGCUGGCCUGGAAGCGCUAGACCUGUGAGGUGUGCGGGUGGCUGCUGGAGUGAGGCUUCGGUAGACAUGGCUCCCAACGUGUUGGCUUCCGAGCCGGAGUAUCCGAAGGGCAUCCGGGCCGUGUUGCUGGGGCCGCCCGGGGCUGGCAAGGGGACCCAGGCACCCAAAUUGGCUGAAAACUUCUGUGUGUGUCAUUUGGCCACUGGGGACAUGCUGAGAGCCAUGGUGGCUUCGGGCUCAGAGCUGGGGAAAAAGCUGAAGGCGACGAUGGAUGCUGGAAAGCUGGUGAGUGAUGAGAUGGUUGUGGAGCUCAUUGAGAAGAAUUUGGAGACUCCUUCGUGCAAAAAUGGCUUUCUUCUAGAUGGCUUCCCUCGGACUGUGAGGCAGGCUGAAAUGCUUGAUGACCUCAUGGAGAAGAGGAAAGAGAAGCUGGAUUCAGUCAUCGAGUUCAGCAUCCAAGACUCACUGCUGAUCCGGAGAAUCACUGGAAGGCUGAUUCACCCUAGCAGUGGCCGGUCCUACCAUGAGGAGUUCAACCCUCCAAAGGAGCCCAUGAAAGACGAUAUCACUGGGGAGCCCCUGAUCCGCAGGUCAGAUGACAACGAGAAAGCCUUGAAGACCCGCCUGGAGGCAUACCACACUCAGACCACUCCACUAGUGGAGUACUACAGGAAGCGGGGCAUUCACCAAGCCAUUGAUGCAUCCCAGACCCCUGACAUCGUGUUUGCGAGCAUCCUGGCAGCCUUCUCCAAAGCCACAUCCUAGUAACAGAAGGCCAGGCGAGACCGCACCACUGCUCAUCUCCCCGCCGUGUGAUCCCUGCUCUUAGGUGCUGGGCAGAAGAAAAGAGGGUGGUCAUGGGAAGGAAGGAAGGAUGAAUGGAUGGUGAGGGAGGUGGGAGGGACUCAAGAGGAGAUUUGGAACAGUGGCAGUGUUAUAAUUAGUAAGAUUUUGUUUUUUACACAUAGGUGAAAAUUUUUAACGUGUAAGCAAGAGAAAAGAUUAAUUUUUUUAAAAACUGUGAUUGGAGGGCUUUGGUGCAAAUAAGGAGACAUGGUAUUAUUUUUAAGCAAUCAGCCUCGUUUCCUCUGGACCACAAAGCUAAUGGUCUCUAAGAGACCUCAGCUUCUGCAUAAGAACCUCACGGAUCACUAGGCCAAGAACAGAGCAGUCAGACUGGGCCUGUGGAUCCUGUGCAGAGGAGGGGGCUGCUGACUCAUGGUGGCCCCCAUUCCAUAAAGUUAAAGACUCACCUGCGUGGAUGGAAGAGACAGGGGCGUGAGCUCACGGAUGCUGGUUCAGCAGAUCAUUUACUGGAAUUGUGGGGAGCAAGGGAACACAGAUCCCAUACUUAUGACUUCAAAGUUGCCUGCUCUGGUGACAAAGCCUUUAGCCACCCAGCACACACUAGUCUUACAACCUUGCCUUCAUUCAUCCGAAUGAGGCCUAGGAAUGUAGCUCAGUGGCAUGUGUGUGUGCCUGGCGCUAUAUAGCCCUGGGUUCAGUCCUCUACAGUGAAGGGUUGGGACAAAAGCUAAAAUGUCUUAAGCUAAGUCAUCCAAAGAUUGUCCUUCUCACCUUCAAAUCCUGGGACUGGGAUUGUCCAACAACACUGUGAUGUAUUUUUCAAUGAGGUGCCUUUCAUAACUGACCAAAUGCUGCCAUGUUUGGCUCCAGAGUCAAUAAAAUAUGUUGAAAAAUUUUA
Grammomys surdaster is the source of this 1759-nucleotide messenger RNA. RefSeq names its product adenylate kinase 2 (gene Ak2). Lineage: Eukaryota; Metazoa; Chordata; Mammalia; Rodentia; Muridae. Gene Ontology annotation, biological process: ADP biosynthetic process. Bases 121 to 819 code for a protein of 232 amino acids. The transcript is spliced from 7 exons. Gene Ontology annotation, molecular function: AMP kinase activity; ATP binding. The record is from RefSeq and is a predicted model, not a curated record. Gene Ontology annotation, cellular component: cytoplasm; mitochondrion.